AUGGAUUUAUUGCGUUUGUUUUUAAAUUUAUUUUCGGGUGUUUCGGAUUGCACCAAGUCAAUUGCUCAAAGUUCACAAGAGGCACAAGAGCCUGUGGACCUGGUCAGUGGCUACACAGCUCAAGAUUUUUCAGUCGCGAAGACUCGAAGCACGGUGCAUGGCAGUAUAAACACUUCACUGCUGCAAAGCAGCCCCACCGAUACGAAACAAACGCCUCUUCCUCUCGACUCUACCUCGUUUGCAGAGAAGAGGGAGAGAGACGCUACCUCAAUCAACCAGAGUGGGCACAAUGAGCUCACCGGGGCUUGUCUCACACAACAGACCAACUCAGUGUGGGUUCCUUUCACCCAGCCCACCACCAUGAGAAAGGGGGGACCAGGAGUU
Molecule: messenger RNA, 384 nt
Organism: Iphiclides podalirius (scarce swallowtail)
Lineage: Eukaryota; Metazoa; Arthropoda; Insecta; Lepidoptera; Papilionidae
Source: the annotation of a GenBank genome assembly